AUGAAGACUUCAGGCAACAUCGCCCUUCUGGCGACAACUGCCGGAUUGGUCACCACAGCCGUCGCUGGUGCUUUCGACUCAGCUCAAACCAUAUCACUCUACUGGGGACAGAACUCGUACGGCAACUCGACCGGCGACUUCGCACAGCAAUCUCUGGCGACCUACUGCUCGAACGCCAACAUCGAUGUCAUCCCAAUGGCUUUCGUGACCAAGAUCACCACCGGCAAAGGCGGCCAACCGGAGGUGAACUACGCAAACUCUGGAAACACCUGUGUUAUAUUCUCAGGUACCAAUCUUUGGGACUGCCCCACCUACGCCGACGAUAUCAAGACCUGCCAGCAGAAGUAUGGCAAGAAGAUACUGGUGUCAAUUGGGGGCCAGGGCUAUACUGAGGGUGGAUUCAAGGACAGGCAGACUGCCAUCAACAACGCAAACCUACUUUGGAACAUGUUCGGCCCCGUCAACUCUUCCAGCAAGGCUCUCCGCCCAUUCCACGACGCAGUCGUUGACGGCUUCGAUAUCGACGUGGAGCAGAAGAACAACUACUUCCGCGCUUUCGGACUGCAGAUGAAGACCCUCAUGAAUGCCGACAAGUCCAAGCAGUUCUACCUGACCGCCGCACCGCAAUGCCCAUACCCAGACGCAAACCUAGACCCCAUGCUCAACGACCCCAACGGCGGCGUCCCCUUCGACGCCGUCUUCGUCCAAUUCUACAACAACCCCGGCUGCGAUGUCCGAAGCUUCACAACCGGAACGGCCACGCAGUCGAAGUUCAACUUCCAGACCUGGCACAACUGGGCCACGUCCAAAUCCGCGAACAAGAACGUCAAGAUCUUCUUGGGUGUGCCUGCGGGUAAGACUGGUGGGGCGGGAUACAUGACCGCAGCGCAGCUGAAGCCGAUUAUCAAUUACUGCAAGGGGUUUUCGAGUUUUGGCGGCGUUAUGGCGUGGGAUGCGUCGCAGGCGUAUGCGAACAAGCCGUUUCUGAACGAUGUUAAGACGACGUUGAAGGCGGCGAAGACGAAGCGGGAGGGGCAUAGGUAUUUGCAUUUGCAUGGGCGUCGCGAUAGCCAUGUUCAUCAGGAGAAGUAA
Zasmidium cellare ATCC 36951 is the source of this 1092-nucleotide messenger RNA. Its product is annotated as glycoside hydrolase family 18 protein. Lineage: Eukaryota; Fungi; Ascomycota; Dothideomycetes; Mycosphaerellales; Mycosphaerellaceae. Gene Ontology annotation, cellular component: extracellular region. The transcript has a single exon. Gene Ontology annotation, biological process: carbohydrate metabolic process. Bases 1 to 1092 code for a protein of 363 amino acids. The record is from RefSeq and is a predicted model, not a curated record. Gene Ontology annotation, molecular function: chitinase activity.